Molecule: messenger RNA, 689 nt
Organism: Nezara viridula (southern green stink bug)
Lineage: Eukaryota; Metazoa; Arthropoda; Insecta; Hemiptera; Pentatomidae
Source: the annotation of a GenBank genome assembly
AUUCCAGUACUGCUGGGAUUGAUCUGUGGUUCUUGUCUUGUUCUGCUGUUGUAAUAAACUGUCUUGUUAAUUGAAUUAUAAUAAGACAUAUUUACUUCACCUUUUACAAAAUCUAAAUAAAAUGGCAUCUAAAAAAAAAAAGGCAGACUCAUCUUCAGGAUCAGAAGAGGAUGAUAUAAAGGAUAAGUCAAAAAAAGCCAAAACUAGUGGGGGAUCAAGAGGAGAUGAAGAUAAAGAACCAUCAUGGCCACUUGAUAAGAAACGAUUUCUCAAAGUCAGAGAAUUUAAAGGGAAAGUAAUGAUAGAUUUACGAGAAUAUUAUGAUUCAGAUGGAGAAUUGAAGCCAGGACGUAAAGGUAUUUCUUUAUCACUUCAGCAGUGGAGAAAAUUGGUGGAAAUAUCAAAAGAGGUUGAUGAAGUUUUAAAGAAGAUGUAACCAGUAUUUAUGAUGUUAUGUUUCAUUUGUUUUAAUUUAAUGUUAGGUGUUCUCAAAGAUCAUUUCUUAAUUUUUCCUUUCUUAGCUAUCUGUACAUAAGCUGUUCUUAAUUCAAAUUGUAUCAAUUUUUGAAAUGCCAUUUUUAUAUUAGAUAAAGAAUAUCUGUGUACUUUUUAUUCUCUAAUGAUGUAAUUUGAUCUUAUUUACUGUGAUUUUUUCUAGUCUGUAUUAUAUGGGAGUGUGAGUGUGUGUA